This is a messenger RNA of Bacillus rossius redtenbacheri, 780 nucleotides long. RefSeq lists its product as uncharacterized. The record is from RefSeq and is a predicted model, not a curated record. The transcript has 2 exons. The coding region runs from base 104 to 553 and encodes 149 amino acids. Lineage: Eukaryota; Metazoa; Arthropoda; Insecta; Phasmatodea; Bacillidae.
AUGGCGCGCACCAAGCGUGCGUGUGUCCUCGGUGGGGAGGAACAACAGACAAGCGAGCGCGUGGGCAGGGGAACAACAGCCCACGGGGGACGACAGAGGCACGAUGGCCGAGCGCAGCAGGUCGCGCGUGGCGGUGAACGCGCGCGGCACCUUCGCCGAGGACCCGGCCUUCCAGCAGGUCCGCGAGCUGACGGCGGGCGCGCACACGCUCACCGAGGCCAGCUUCUCCGCCGGGCCGGGCGGCUGCAGCAGCGACUCGGGCGCCGACCGCACCCUCGCCAGCUUCAAGGUGUACCAACUGCACACGGCGCCGUUCGUGAUGGUGAUGUGCCACAAGGGCAGCGCCACGGCCCCCCAGGACGCCGUGUCGGUGCGCGACAACCUGGUGCUGGUGCGCACCUCGGCCGACGCCGAGUGCAGCUUCGAGUUCCCGCGCGCCCUCGCGCCCGACGACGUCAAGUGCGAGCUGUCGAGCGACGGCUACCUGGUGGUCACCGUGCCGCAGGAGAUGGUGGCCACGCGCUUCGACUACCACAACGGCUGGGCCCACUGAGGCGCCCGCGCGCGCCCGUGCUUCCUCCUUCCACUCCGCUCAAAUAAACACCCUCGCACCAAUCCCUGCCUGCUCUGUUCUCAUUUCACCCAGGAGUGCGUGAAGCAACUUCAGGUCCAGCUGGUGGCCACACGCUUCGACUACCACAACGGCUGGGCCCACUGAGGCGCCCGCGCGCGCCCUUCCUUCCUCCUUCCACUCCGCUCAAAUAAACACCCUCGCGCCAA